AUGGCCGCCAGAAGGCACGCCGGGAGCAGCUCCGGUCCCACUUCGGCCAACCUAAGCAUGAAGCUGCUGGUGGAGGUGGACAGGCGCGGCACGCCCAGGCGCGUGGUGUACGCCGAGGCCGGCAAGGACGUCGUCGACUUCCUCCUCACCUUCCUCACCUUGCCGAUCGGCACGGUCGUCAAGCUGCUCAGGAGGAACUCCAUGCCCAUGGUAGGCUGCGUCGGCAACCUGUACGGCAGCGUCGAGGAGCUCCCCGACGACUUCAUCUGCCACAGGGACGCCAGGGCCGCCAAGGACACCCUGCUCAGGCCCGCCGGCGGCAGGCUUCCCCUGCUCACGAACGCGGGGUCGUCGUCGUCCAGCACCGGCGGCUUUGUGAGGGCGGGCGUGACCUACGAGGUCAUGGACGACCUCGAGAUUGCUCCCAGGUCUAACGUCGAUUUCAUCACCAACCUCAACAGAUAUGGUAUCAGGGACAUCGGCUGUCUCCAGAGGAAGACUGUCCGAGUUGGCGACACCGAGGGUCUCCAGAUACUGAGGGCGUCACUCAAGUCGAAGACGGUCCUCACCGACGUCUUCCUUCGGACGAACACUCCGAGUCCGAGUCCGAGGGCCUUAACUGCAGGGUGA
Messenger RNA from Triticum turgidum subsp. durum (durum wheat), 630 nucleotides. The record is from the annotation of a GenBank genome assembly. NCBI's taxonomy places the organism in Eukaryota, Viridiplantae, Streptophyta, Magnoliopsida, Poales, Poaceae.